This is a messenger RNA of Camelina sativa (false flax), 489 nucleotides long. NCBI's taxonomy places the organism in Eukaryota, Viridiplantae, Streptophyta, Magnoliopsida, Brassicales, Brassicaceae. The record is from RefSeq and is a predicted model, not a curated record.
AUGAUUUACUGGGAGGAUGAUGUCGACAUUCAUAAGAUUCUUCAUUUCGAGGGUGAUGUGUACACUUAUUGGGAGGGUGAGGUCGACGUUGGUGUCAGUAAUGAGUUGCGUUUGUGGGUUUUAGAGGAUGUAGAGAAACAGGAAUGGUCGAAACAUGCCUACACUUGGACCGAUGAUAAAUUCUUCCGUCACCAAGUUUCCUUCGCUGGAUCGACCGCUUCGGGUGAAAUAGUGUUUUCGAUGCGCAAGUAUACAUGUGGACAACCCUUUUAUGUCUUCUACUUCAAUCCCGAGAGGAACACUCUCCGACGUGUUGAAAUCCAAGGUUUUGGUGAAGGGUUUAAGAAACCUUGUAGCGUUCGCACCUUUGUAAACCACGUCGAGGAUCCUACUGUUAAGGAUUUAGAACUGCUCAAGUCAAUCCCUGCUCCGUUUGGGGAUACAGAUAGUUCAGGCACAGAUUCAGAUGAAUCAGACAGAGAGGGUUAG